AUGAAACAACCAAGUCAACCUAUUGGUCUUUAUAAUCCUGAUUAUGAACGUGAUGCAUGUGGUGUUGGUUUCAUUGUCACUAAGGCAAGCAAUCCAACCCAUAAUAUUUUAAAUGAUGCUAAACAAAUUUUGGUAAAUAUGACUCACCGUGGUGCGUCUCAUAAUGGUAUCGGUGAUGGUGCAGGUAUAUUAUUGUCUCUUCCACAUGACUUCAUCAAACGUGAAUUCCAGUUGCCUAAUUUAGAACAAGGAUCUUAUGCCAUUGGUAACGUCUUUUUCCAUGAUUUAUUGUACUUUAACCCAGAUCUUUGGGAUAGAUUGGCUGCUGAACAAAAUUUGAAGAUUUUACAAUGGCGUGAUGUUCCUGUUGAUUCAUCGAUAUUAAAUCCAAUCUGCUUACCAACUGCUCCUAUAAAAGUUUUGCAGCCUUUAUUUGUCUCCACUACACCACACAAGUCUGAAUCUGACUUAAGACAAAGAUUAUACAUAUUUAGAAAAAAAUUAGAAAAAAUCUUUAAUCAUGAUAACAGUAAAGUCUAUAUAUGUUCUUUAUCUGACAAAGUUAUGGUUUAUAAAGGUCAAUUGACUCCAGCACAAGUUUUCCAAUACUAUAAGUAUGAUUUGGAAGAUCCUGAUUUCAAGAUUUUCAUGGGUUUGGUCCAUUCGAGAUUCUCCACUAAUACUUUCCCAUCAUGGGAUAGAGCACAACCUUUGAGAUGGAUCGCUCAUAACGGUGAAAUUAACACAUUGCGUGGUAACAUCAAUUGGGUCAAAGCAAGAGAAGGUUCCAUGAAAACAAAGAAUCUAGGUGAUUUGAAUGAACUGUUCCCAAUUAUCCCUGAUAAAGGGUCUGAUUCUGCAUCUCUUGACAAUGUCUUGGAGCUGUUAGUCACUGAAGGAGUUUUAUCUUUACCUGAAGCAAUUAUGAUGAUGGUCCCAGAGGCUCAUAAAGAUGAUAUGAACAAAGACUUGAAAUCAUGGUAUGACUGGGCUGCCUGUUUAAUGGAACCAUGGGAUGGUCCAGCUUUGUUAAAUUUCACUGAUGGCCGAUACAUUGGUGCUAGAGUUGAUAGAAAUGGUUUAAGACCAUGUAGAUAUUAUGUUACUUCUGAUGAUAGAAUCAUAUGUGCCUCCGAAGUCGGUGUGGUUCAAGAUAUUGAUGAUAAAUUAGUUAUUUCCAAGGGUAAAUUGAAACCAGGUGAUUUAUUACUUGUGGACGCUGAAAAUUGUACUAUUAUAAAUCAAGACACAAUUACUCAUAAAAUUGCCACACGUGAAAAUUUCUCCCAGUGGUUGGAAAAUAAAACAAUCUCUUUAGAACAAUUAAUUAAAGAUAUUCCAAUUGAAACUAAUAUACCGGCUAACUGUGUCCUUGAUAAUGAGCGCCUUUUAGCUAAUGGGUUCACCUUCGAAUUGAUUGGGUUAUUAUUAGCUCCAAUGGCUUUAACUGGUAAAGAAGCUUUGGGUUCUAUGGGUAAUGAUGCUCCAUUGGCCUGCUUAAAUGAAGCACCUGUCAUGUUGUUUGAUUACUUCAAACAAUUAUUUGCCCAAGUCACCAAUCCACCAAUCGAUCCAAUUCGUGAGGCCAACGUUAUGUCUUUGGAAUGUUUUGUUGGUCCUCAAGGUAACCUACUAGAAAUGAAUGAAAACCAAUGUGAAAGAUUGAAAUUGGAAACACCAAUCUUAACCAAACAACAAUUCAAUGCGAUUGCCAAUAUUGAAAAAGUUCAUCCAUCUUGGACUGUUGGUACUAUUGAUAUAACUUUUGACAAAUCAGAAGGUUUAUCAGGUUACAAAGCUACUAUUGAAAGGAUCAUCGAAGAAGCCAACAAUUUAAUUGUCAAAUACAACAAGCAAAUCAUUAUUAUUUCUGAUAGAAAUGUUAACAAGGAUAGAGUUGCCAUUGCUUCCUUAAUUGCUGUUUCUUCUAUUCACAACCAUUUAAUUAGAAAACAAAAUCGUGCAGAAGUCGCUUUAGUCUUAGAAACUAGCGAAGCUAAAGAAGUUCAUGAUUUCUGUUUGUUGCUAGGUUAUGGGUGUGAUGCCAUCUACCCAUCUUUAGCUAUGGAAACCUUAGUUAUUUUGAACCAACAGGGUUUGUUACGUGACACUGUUAAAAAUGAAGACCAAGGUUUAGUUGCUGAUGACAAGAUCAUUUCUAACUAUAUAUAUGCUAUUGACCACGGUAUUAUGAAAGUUAUGUCGAAGAUGGGUAUUUCUACAUUAGCCUCUUAUAAAGGUGCUCAAAUCUUUGAAGCUUUAGGUUUAGAUGACGAAGUUGUUGACUUAUGUUUCACUAACACUGCUUCCAGAAUAAAAGGUGCUACUUUUGAAAUUUUAGCUCAAGAUGCCUUUACUUUACAUGAACGUGGUUUCCCAGCCGAAGAUAAUAUUUUACCAUCUAAGCCAGUUACUGUCCUUUAUAGUGGUGAGUACCACUGGAGACAUGGUGGUAUGAAGCAUGUCAAUGAUCCAUCUGCUAUUGCUAACUUACAAGAUUCUGUCAGAAACAAUAAUAAUGAAGCUUGGACUAAAUAUGUUGAGAAGGAGAUGGCUGUAAUUAGAGAAUGUACUUUGAGAGGUUUACUUGAAUUUGAUUAUGAAAACUCUACUGAAAUCCCAUUAGAUGAAGUUGAACCAUGGACCGUCAUUGCUAAAAGGUUUACCACAGGUGCUAUGUCUUAUGGUUCUAUUUCUGCAGAAGCACACACUACAUUAGCCAUCGCGAUGAAUCGUAUUGGGGCUAGAUCGAAUUGUGGUGAAGGUGGUGAAGAUGCUGAAAGAUCUGAAAUAUUACCAAAUGGUGAUACAAUGAGAUCAGCUAUUAAACAAGUUGCUUCCGGUAGAUUUGGUGUUACUUCGUACUACUUAUCUGAUGCUGAUCAAUUGCAAAUUAAGGUUGCUCAAGGUGCUAAGCCAGGUGAAGGUGGUGAGUUACCAGCACACAAGGUUUCCAAAGAAAUUGCCAAGACUAGGCACUCCACUCCAAAUGUUGGUCUAAUUUCUCCCCCACCACAUCACGAUAUUUAUUCUAUUGAAGAUUUGAAACAGUUAAUUUACGAUCUGAAGUGUGCUAACCCAGUGGCGGAAGUUUCUGUUAAAUUAGUCUCUGAAGUAGGUGUUGGUAUUAUUGCUUCUGGUGUUGCUAAGGCUAAGGCCGAUCAUAUCACCAUUUCUGGUCAUGAUGGUGGUACUGGUGCAGCUAGAUGGACUUCUAUCAAACACGCAGGUUUACCAUGGGAAUUAGGUUUGGCUGAAGCCCAACAAACUUUAGUACUUAACGAUUUAAGAGACAGAGUUGUUUUACAAACUGAUGGUCAAUUACGUACAGGUUUUGAUAUUGCAGUUGCUGUAUUACUUGGUGCAGAAUCGUUCACUUUGGCUACUAUCCCAUUGAUUGUUAUGGGUUGUGUCAUGUUAAGAAGAUGUCACACUAACACUUGUGCUGUUGGUAUUGCCACACAGGAUCCAUACUUGAGAUCUAAGUUCAAGGGUCAACCAGAACAUGUUAUUAACUUUUUUUACAACUUAAUUGAAGACUUCAGAAAGAUUAUGGCUAAACUUGGUUUCCGUACUGUGGAAGAAAUGGUUGGUCAUACAGAAAAGUUAAGAACCAGAUCAGAUUUAAAUGCAAAAACAUCUCAUAUCGAUUUAGCUGCUUUGUUGAAACCAUCUGCAUCCAUUAGACCAGGUGCCUCUAUUUUCAACACUAAAAAGAACGAUGUUAAAUUUGAAGGCCGUAUUGACAAUAUGUUGAUUGAAAAGUCUGAAGCCACUUUGGCUAACAAGACCCCAACUUCUAUUGAAGACAUCAAGAUCAUUAAUACUGAUCUGGCUGUUGGUCCUACUUUAGGUUACACAGUUUCCAAAAAGUUCGGUGAACUUGGUUUACCACAAGAUACCAUCACUGUUAAAUUCCAUGGUCAUGCUGGUCAAUCUUUCGGUGCUUUCCUACCUUCUGGUAUUACAUUCAAAUUAGAAGGUGACGCUAACGAUUAUGUUGGUAAAGGUUUGUCUGGCGGCCGUAUCAUUAUCAAACCAGAAGAAGGAUCUAAAUUAGUUAGUGAAGAAAAUGUUAUAGUUGGUAAUACCUGUUUCUAUGGUGCUACUUCUGGUACUGCCUUUAUUUCCGGUUCUGCUGGUGAAAGAUUUGCUGUCCGUAACUCUGGUGCUGAAAUUGUUAUCGAAUCUGUUGUUGGUGGUAACGCUUUUGAAUAUAUGACUGGUGGUAGGGCUAUUGUUUUAACUGAAAUGCAUUCUGUUAACGCCUUUUCUGGUGCUACUGGUGGUAUUAUAUAUUGCUAUUCUGAAAACAAAGACAAUUUCAAGAGUGUUAUCAAUAUGGAUACUAUCGAAUUAGAGACUGUUGAAGAAGAAGAUGUUUCUUACAUCAAAAAGAUGGUCCAAGAACAUUUUGAAUUAACUGGUUCCAAGAGAGCUGAAACCAUUCUUUCUAAUUUCAAUGUUAAUGUUGCUAAGUUUGUCAAGGUCAUUCCAAGUGAUUAUAAGAAGGCUUUAGCCAUCGCACAAGAAGAAGCCGCUUCUGCCAAGAAGGAAGUUCAAGAAGCUAAUGGUGUCUCCACUUCCCACAAAUCAACUGUGGAUGAACCAAAAUUACAAGAUCUUGAAGAUUACAUUCCAGAAAAGAAACCCACCAAAAAGGUGGCCAACUUCAUUAAAUACAAACGUAAGUUACCUCAAAACACCAUUCCACCUUCAGAAAGAUUAAAGCACUGGCGUGAAUUCCAAAAUGGGUUAUCUGCCAAGGACAUUAAGAUCCAAGCUUCUCGUUGUAUGGACUGUGGUACUCCAUUCUGUCAAUCUGAUUUGAAUUACGGUUGUCCAGUAUCCAACAUGAUACCACAAUUUAAUAACUUUGUUGCUAGAAAUGAAUGGGAAUUAGCUUUGAAGACUUUGCUAUCAACCAACAACUUCCCGGAAUUCACUGGUAGAGUAUGUCCUGCCCCAUGUGAGGGGUCUUGUACCUUGGGUAUUUCCGAUGAUCCAGUUGGUAUUAAGUCAAUUGAAAGGCAAAUUAUUGAGGUUGGUUAUAAGAAUGGUUGGAUGAAAGCAAACCCACCAAAGGUCAGAACUGAUAAGAAAAUUGCUAUUAUUGGUUCUGGUCCAGCAGGUUUAGCCUGUGCUGAUCAAUUGAACAAGGUAGGCCAUAAUGUUACUAUCUUUGAAAGAAAUGAUAGAUUUGGUGGUUUGUUGAUGUAUGGUAUUCCGAACAUGAAAUUAGACAAGGAUAUUGUCGAGAGAAGAUUAACCUUAUUAAAAGAAGAAGGUAUUAAAUUUGUUAAUAACACUGAAGUUGGUAAGGAUAUCUUAUUAAAAGAUUUGAAGAAAGAAUAUGAUGCUGUUGUUUUCGCUGUUGGCUCCACUAUCCCAAGAGAUUUGUCCAUCAAAGGUCGUGAAUUAAAGAACAUUGAAUUCGCUAUGAGUUUACUAGAACAAAACACAAAGGCAUUAUUAUCUAAUAAAUUGGAAACUGUCCGUAAACAAAUUGAUGGCAAGAAGGUUAUUGUUAUUGGUGGUGGUGAUACCGGUAAUGACUGUUUAGCCACUGCCACUCGUCAUGGCGCCAAAUCUGUUGUUAACUUAGAAUUGUUGCCACAACCUGUUCCAAAGAGAAAUGGUGAAAAUAAUCCAUGGCCACAAUGGCCAGUGAUCAUGAGAGUGGAUUAUGGUCACGAAGAAGUCAAAGAACGUUAUGGUAAUGACCCACGUGAAUACAGUAUCAUGUCCAAAGAGUUUGUUGGUGAUGAAGCAGGUAAUGUUACUGGUAUCAAAACUAUAAGAUUAGAAUGGAACCGCAAUGCUGAAACUAAACGUUGGGAAAUGAAGGAAAUUCCAGGCACCGAAGAAGUUCUAGAAGCAGAUUUGAUUUUAUUAUCUAUGGGUUUCACUGGUCCAGAAAUGAUUAAGAAUAAAUCGAUUGAAGUUAACCAAAGGGGUAACAUCAAGACUACAUCUUCUGACUCCUACAGAUAUAAGGAGGACGACAAGAUCUUUGUUGCUGGUGAUUGUAGAAGGGGUCAAUCUUUGAUUGUUUGGGCUAUCCAAGAAGGUAGAAGAUGUGCUAGAGCUAUUGAUGAAUUCUUAGACAAGAAGAGCUAUUUACCAGAUCUUGGUGGAUUUACUCCACGUACAUUUGAUUUACUAGAAGAAGAAGUUACUGCUACUGCUUAG
Molecule: messenger RNA, 6192 nt
Organism: Arxiozyma heterogenica
Lineage: Eukaryota; Fungi; Ascomycota; Saccharomycetes; Saccharomycetales; Saccharomycetaceae
Gene: GLT1
Product: glutamate synthase (NADH)
Exons: 1
Coding region: 1-6192 (2063 amino acids)
Molecular function (GO): glutamate synthase (NADH) activity; flavin adenine dinucleotide binding; iron-sulfur cluster binding
Source: RefSeq, a predicted model, not a curated record